AUGGCGGAGCUGUCGGAGCACGAGCGACUGAAAAUCCAGUGCAUUUCAGAAAUACAGAUGGAGGUUGUGGCUGAUCCCUACAGAGGGCAAAGAUUGGAGAAUGGGGGUAGCAAGAGGUCAAGUGGCUUCAUUAGGCCCCAGAGGGUUUCGCUGUCGGAGCUGAAAGCUGGAGCGUGGCGUGGCGGGGAGCGCUUUUUUUCGCUGCUGGUGUGGCAGGCGCUGACGUUUUCUGAAAGGGGUCAGCAGGCUCGCGGGGUGGCUACGACCUCCCUCGCCGCGGGGGGUCUCUGCCGAGGGAAACGCUGCCGGUCGUGGUGGGAUUCAGCACCCUCCAAAAUCCCGCAGGGAAGCUGCGAGCUUAAAGCAGAUAAGGAGUAUCAGUUCAAAGUAGACGAUGAAGAAAAUGAGCAUCAGUUGUCUCUGAGAACGGUUACUUUAGGGGCUGGAGCCAAAGACGAAUUACACGUGGUAGAAGCAGAAGCAUUGGACUAUGAAGGCAACCCUAUUAAAGUAGUACUGGCAUCUCUGAAAAUGUCAGUGCAGCCUACGGUUUCAUUAGGUGGCUUUGAGAUCACACCACCAGUGGUCUUGAGGUUGAAAUGUGGUUCAGGGCCCGUUUACGUCAGCGGUCAACAUCUCGUAGCAUUAGAGGAAGAACCAGAAUCAGACGAUGAGGAGGAUGAUACAAAAAUUGUGAACACUUCAACAAAGAGACCAGCAAGUGGAGGAGGAGCUAAAACACCACAGGUUGCUGUUUAUUAAUGCGAGCUUAAAGCAGAUAAGGAGUAUCAGUUCAAAGUAGAUGAUGAAGAAAAUGAGCAUCAGUUGUCUCUGAGAAAGGUUACUUUAGGGGCUGGAGCCAAAGACGAAUUACACGUGGUAGAAGCAGAAGCAUUGGACUAUGAAGGCAACCCUAUUAAAGUAGUACUGGCAUCUCUGAAAAUGUCAGUGCAGCCUACGGUUUCAUUAGGUGGCUUUGAGAUCACACCACCAGUGGUCUUGAGGUUGAAAUGUGGUUCAGGGCCCGUUUACGUCAGCGGUCAACAUCUCGUAGCAUUAGAGGAAGAACCAGAAUCAGACGAUGAGGAAGAUGAUACAAAAAUUGUGAACACUUCAACAAAGAGACCAGCAAGUGGAGGAGGAGCUAAAACACCACAGAAAAAAGCAAAAUUAUCAGAAGAUGAUGAGGAUGAUGAUGAAGAUGAGGAGGAUGAUGAUGAUGAUGAGGAUGACUUAGAGGAUGAUGAGGAAGAAAUGAAAACACCAAUGAAGAAACCGGCCCGUGAGGCUUCAGGAAAAAAUAUGCAGAAAGCAAAGCAAAAUGGAAAAGACUCUAAGCCGUCCACACCAGCAUCUAAAUCAAAAACUCCAGAUUCCAAGAAGGAUAAAUCUCUAACUCCAAAAACACCAAAAGUCCCUCUGUCGUUAGAGGAGAUUAAAGCAAAAAUGCAAGCGUCCGUAGAUAAGGGUUCUUCCCUUCCUAAGCUGGAACCCAAAUUUGCCAACUAUGUUAAGAAUUGCUUCAGGACGGAGGACCAGAAGGUCAUUCAAGCUCUCUGGCAGUGGAGACAGACUCUGUAA
Messenger RNA from Nipponia nippon (crested ibis), 1581 nucleotides. The record is from RefSeq and is a predicted model, not a curated record. NCBI's taxonomy places the organism in Eukaryota, Metazoa, Chordata, Aves, Pelecaniformes, Threskiornithidae.